This is a messenger RNA of Saccoglossus kowalevskii, 862 nucleotides long. RefSeq lists its product as uncharacterized. NCBI's taxonomy places the organism in Eukaryota, Metazoa, Hemichordata, Enteropneusta, Harrimaniidae. The record is from RefSeq and is a predicted model, not a curated record. Gene Ontology annotation, cellular component: membrane.
AUGCAGCAGCCUGUACAAAUAGUCCAGCAGCCAGCACCAACGACACAACAGCGGGGAGUGAGGAAAGGAUUUGCACAUAAAACAAUCAAUUUGAUGAUAGUGAGUGGCAGUAUUGGGUGUGGGAAUGGUUACAAGAAGAGCAACUGCAUGAUCAUUGCCAACAUGGUCCUAUUAAUCAUAACUGCUGUGUUCGCCGGAACAGUAUUGUUACCAGUUUCUGCAGUAGGUAUUGCUCGUGAACGGGCAACUUGUGUUGCAUCACAUAGUAUUAAUUUGGUUAUAUCGAUUAUAGUUGCCAUUAUUGCUAUAAUUGGCGCUAGUCUCUGUUGUCGUGCAGUUUGCUGUAGACAUGGAUCAGAAAGAGCUAUGUACUUUGUACAAUCUGGUCAACCAGGUAAUGCAUCCAUCCAGUAUCCUAUGGUAGCUACUGCAACACCGCAGGGUGCACCGAUGGUUUACAUGAUGCCAGCUACAGGAAUGCAAUUAAUGACGUCACAAGGUAUACAACACCAGCCUAUGAUGGUUGUUCCUGGCUAUAACUAUCAGCAACAACACCCAGGACCACAGCCAAUGCCACAGCAACAAACAUAUGCUGUACAACAACCAGGACCACAAGGCCAACAAAAUGCUGAGUCAGGCAUGGAGGCAUCGUUUCGUCCACCUUCCUACUCCAGCACUCCGAAUGCAGUGGCCGAGAAAGACAGUACCUUUAUGUAGUGAAUAUUGGUUGAUGGACUACAGUGGUAUCACUUAAAUGAUGGUGUAACAGAGAAUUAUAGUUUCCAUAGAAUAUACAAUGUAACCCAGAGUUUAAUAUGACUGUCUUAUGAUAUGAGUGGUUGUUCAUAUUUUUAUAUACCGG